AUCAACCAUACGAGAAUAUGACACCCCUUUCGUCUCAAAAUGUUAUUACAGAGCAUAUAAGAAGAUCUGCAAAUUAUAAACCCAACAUUUGGAAACACCACUUUCUGCAGUCACUUGCCAGUAAUUUUGAUAAGGAAGAAUUUGUUAUGCUUUUAAACAAGCAGGUGACUGAAUUAAGGAGUCUUUUAGUUCAAGAGACAAGCGUUUUGCAAAAAUUACAGUUGGUUGAUUGGAUCCAGAAACUAGGUCUUGCCAACCACUUUCUGAAGGAAAUAGAUGAAUUUCUGGAAUCCUUAUUUGUCUAUGUCAAAAACAGCAACAUUAAUACAGUUGUAGAAGAAAGUUUGCGGGUAUCUGCACUAUGCUUCAGGCUUCUAAGACAGCAUGGAUAUGAAGUUUUGCCAGAUAUACUACUGAGCAACUUCUUAGAUGAAGAAGGUAAAAUGAUGAGAAAAAGCUCAUGUGGUGGUGAUUUAAAAGGUGUUUUAGAGCUUCUUGAGGCCUCACAUUUGGGCUUAGAAGGAGAAAACAUCUUCGAUGAGGCCAAAACUUAUGCAAUUAAUUCUCUCAAGGUUGCUUUCUCAACGAGUUCCGUGAACACCAAUCAACUUUCUACCCUGCUUGUUGAAAGAGUGGUCCAUGCCUUGGAGCUUCCCUCCCGCUGGAGAGUACCUUGGUUUGAAGUCAAAUGGCACGUUAGCCAAUACCUAAAUGGAACACAAAUGGACCCUACUUUACUUGAAUUGGCUAAAUUAAAUUUCAAUAUAAUUCAGGCCAAACUUCAAAAGGAGGUCAAGGAAUUAUCCGGGUGGUGGGAGAAUCUUGGCAUAAAUAAAGAGUUGAGCUUUGCAAGAAAUAGGUUGGUCGAAAGCUUCAUGUGUGCAGCAGGAGUUGCCUUUGAGCCUAACUACAAUUCUGUCAGGAAAUGGCUCACUAAAGUGAUUAUUUUCGUACUAGUUAUUGAUGAUGUUUAUGACGUACACGCCUCAUUUGAAGAAUUGGAGCCGUUCACAAUGGCAUUUGAGAGAUGGGACGAAAAAGAACUUGAUGCACUUCCAGAGUACAUGAGAAUUUGCGUCCGUGCACUUAAAGAUGUAACAAAUGAAAUUGCUUAUGAAAUUGGCGGGGAAAAUAAGUUCCACUUGGUGUUACCUUACCUAAAGAAAACGUGGAAAGACUUUUGCAAAGCAUUACACGUGGAAGCAAAGUGGUACAACAAGGGAUAUAUUCCAUCGUUGCAAGAAUAUUUAAGCAAUGCUUGGAUUUCAUCUUCGGGGCCUGUAAUUCUGCUCCAUUCAUAUUUUGCUACAAUGCACGAAGCAUCGGAUGAGAUAGAGGAUUUUCUACACACUUACGAAGAUUUGGUCUACAGUGUGUCUCUUGUAAUUCGACUAUGCAAUGAUUUAGGAACUGAAGUGGCUGAAAGAGAAAGGGGAGAUGCUGCUUCGUCAAUCCUUUGCUACAUGAAUGAAAUGAAUGUCUCGGAGGAAACAGCAAGAAAGCAUAUUCAAGACAUCAUAAACAAUGCAUGGAAAAAGAUAAAUGGGAUUUGCUCCUCUCGACUUGCUUCGAUGGAGUCAUUUCAUACCCAAGCCAUAAAUGCAGCUCGUGUAGCCCAUACCCUUUAUCAAAAUGGCGAUGGCUUUGGUACACAGGACCGAGAUAUCAAAGAGCAUAUCUUAUCACUAAUUAUUGAACCCCUAUAAAACUUUUAAGAUAUGUAAAAUGCAAUUUACCUUUCUGUGCGUAUGAAAUAAGUGAACUGAAUAUGUGGAAUAAAAACAUACAUUUCUCGUUUAAAUAUUUAUAAGUUUAAGUUAUUCCGUCGCCACCUUGUGUUUUUUUCAGAUAAAUAAAAUAAUUUAAAAUGUAUAUUAAGUGUGUGCCAUUUUUUUAAUACAUUUAUAUUACUAUCUUAAUUUUAUUAUAAUAAAAGUUGACUUUAAC
Molecule: messenger RNA, 1947 nt
Organism: Abrus precatorius (Indian licorice)
Lineage: Eukaryota; Viridiplantae; Streptophyta; Magnoliopsida; Fabales; Fabaceae
Product: alpha-farnesene synthase-like
Exons: 7
Coding region: 18-1706 (562 amino acids)
Biological process (GO): diterpenoid biosynthetic process
Molecular function (GO): magnesium ion binding; terpene synthase activity
Source: RefSeq, a predicted model, not a curated record